Gekko japonicus is the source of this 1670-nucleotide messenger RNA. RefSeq names its product hormone-sensitive lipase-like. Gene Ontology annotation, biological process: triglyceride catabolic process. The transcript is spliced from 7 exons. NCBI's taxonomy places the organism in Eukaryota, Metazoa, Chordata, Lepidosauria, Squamata, Gekkonidae. Gene Ontology annotation, cellular component: cytosol. The record is from RefSeq and is a predicted model, not a curated record. The annotation marks the transcript as partial. Gene Ontology annotation, molecular function: sterol ester esterase activity; triacylglycerol lipase activity.
GCUCCACGGCAGAGAGGGUGUGCCUGGCGGGAGACAGCGCCGGCGGGAACCUGUGCAUCACGGUCUCCAUGCGAGCGGCCGCCUUCGGGAUCAAGAUGCCGGACGGGAUCAUGGCGGCCUAUCCGGUCACCCUCAUGCAGGCCCUGGCCUCCCCCUCCCGCCUCCUGACCCUCCUCGACCCCCUCCUGCCCCUCAGCGUCUUGUGCAAGUGCCUCAGUGCCUAUGCAGGGAUGGAUCCUGAGCAGUCCGAGGACCCCACUGUGGAGAAGCUGAGCCCCAUGAACAUGAUGAAACGAGACACCUCCCUUCUCUUCCGGGACCUGCGCCUCAGUGCCUCGUCCUUUCUCGGCUCCCUGCUGGAGCAUACGGGCAAGGCCAACGGGGCGGGAGGAACAGACGGGAGCGGCCCUCUCUCCUGGGGCCCGCGGGGCUACCUCGGGCACCCCCUGGCCCAGCUGCUGUCGAUGCUGUCCUGGGUGCGCCUCUUCCGAACCCGGAGCCCGGCCCUUACUAACUUGGCAGCUGCGGAUGCGGCCCUGAAAUCCAGGCCCUCCUCCAGAGAGUCCCGCAAGAGCCAAACCUGCCACAACCUCUCCCACGUCACCGAGCCUUCGGCCCUGGACCCGAGCUGCCUCCCGAGCCCCUCCUGGACCUCGGGGCAACACCAGUCCGGCUUCUUUCUCAGCAAGGGCAAGCAGGAAGACGCGGCCCCCGGCAAGGACCAGGACCACCGGCUGAUCUUCCCGGACGGCUUUGAGCCCCUGCGCUCCGACCAGACGGCCCCCCGCCUGCACGUGGAACUGUCGCCCAUCUUCAAGAACCCCUUCAUGUCGCCCCUCCUGGCUCCGGACGCCAUGCUGAAGGGUCUGCCGCCGGUCCAUAUAGUGGCUUGCGCCCUGGACCCCGUGCUGGACGACUCGGUGAUGUUCGCCCGGCGGCUGCGGGCCCUGGGGAAGCCAGUCACCCUCCGGGUGGUGCACGACCUGCCCCACGGCUUCCUCAGCCUGUCGCAGCUCUGUCGCGAGACCCGCCAGGCCUCCACCCUCUGCACGGAGCUGAUCCGCAAGAUCCUGUGCCCCCAGGAAGAGGCGGCGCCGCUGCAGCCAUGCGCCGCCGCCUCCCUCCGCAAGCAUCGCAAGCUGGAGAGGACCUGCCACGCCGGGGCCGCCCAAGAUAACAGCACCCAAAGCAGACUGGAGGGGCAAGGCGGGCCCCUCGGAGGAAGCACAGGCCCCGCGGCCAAAGCCACUCCCGGCGCCCAGGGCCCCCCGGCCGGGGGCGGCUCCGCAGCGGGCCAGUCGAGCGGGCCCGCCCCCCCCUCCGAUCCUGAACUCGCCACCGGCCAAGAUACCAGCUCUUCGGGAGGCGCGGCACAUCUGGAAUUCUGGCGCGGCGUGGUGGACGCUGCAACAAAACGGCUGCCGCGGGAGGCACAGGUUAGCUUCAGUGAUGCGGUGCAGAUCCUCGCGUUGUGGCACAGGGCAGGCGGGGAGGGCAAAGAAUACCCCUCCAAGCUGGCUGCAAAAGGGCCAUUGACAGGGGAGAGCCUGGAAAGAAGGCAAAUGGCGCCGGGCUGUGUGGAGACUCCAGACACGGGGUGGCUGCCUUCCCAGGAGCCAGGGAAGUUCGGGUGUGGGACCAGAGGUCCAGAGGGGGCCGACGUCACCUGA